AUGCCUCACCAGCCGGUUCACACCGGAGAGAGGCCAUUCACCUGCUCGGACUGUGGGAAGGGAUUCACUUGCUCAUCUAAACUGAAGGUACAUCAGCGAGUUCACACUGGAGAGAGGCCAUUCACCUGCUCAGUCUGUGGGAAGGGAUUCACUUGCUCAUCUAACCUGAAGGUACAUCAGAGAGUUCACACUGGAGAGAGGCCGUUCACCUGCUCAAACUGUGGGAAGGGAUUCACUUGCUCAUCUGAACUACUGAGACACCAGUCAGUUCACACAGGGGAGAGGCCAUUCACUUGCUCAGAAUGUGGGAAGGGAUUCAUUCAGUCAUAUCAGCUGCUGAGACACCAGUCAGUUCAUACCGGGGAGAGGCCAUUAACAUGUUCAGUCUGUGGGAAAAGAUUCCCUUUGUCAUCUCAACUACGGAGACACCAGUCAGUUCACACUGGGGAGAGGCCGUUCACCUGCUCAGACUGUGGGAAGGGAUUCACUCAGUCAUCCGAUCUGAAGAUACAUCAGCGAGUUCACACAGGGGAGAGGCCAUUCACCUGCUCAGACUGUGGGAAAAGAUUCACUACGUCAUCACAACUUAAGGUACAUCAGCGAGUUCACACUGGGGAG
This is a messenger RNA of Mobula hypostoma (lesser devil ray), 618 nucleotides long. Its product is annotated as zinc finger protein 214-like. Lineage: Eukaryota; Metazoa; Chordata; Chondrichthyes; Myliobatiformes; Myliobatidae. The transcript has a single exon. The annotation marks the transcript as partial. Gene Ontology annotation, biological process: regulation of transcription by RNA polymerase II. The record is from RefSeq and is a predicted model, not a curated record. Gene Ontology annotation, cellular component: nucleus. Gene Ontology annotation, molecular function: sequence-specific DNA binding; DNA-binding transcription factor activity, RNA polymerase II-specific.